AUGGCAAAAACUAAAAGAUCGAUGCCUUCGGUUCCCAGGGAACGACCCGACACACGAGUCGCCACUAGAGAAGAAGUAAAAGAAUUUCUUACAAUCUAUAAAAUCACAUCUCCACCAUCUUUUGAUGAGAUCAUUAAGGAUAUGAAAACCGAAUUUGUCCAAAACGAUGGCCAUAUAAAAAGACCGCCGAAUCCAUUUUUAGUUUUUCGUAAAACUGCGAACUUGAGAGCGGUAGAAUUGGGCCUCAAAUCUAUGGAGCAAAAUAAGUUUCAAACAAAAUUCUCUAAGCUUCUGGGCAGAGUAUGGCAAGCUUUAUCAAAAGAAGAGAAGGAAGGAUAUUAUAAAUUGGCCGAAGAAAUAAAGAUGAAGCACAAAGAACAAUUUCCUCUUUAUGAAUUCCACCCCAAGAGGGAUAAGUCGAUAUUUAGAAUUUAUAAUCAUACGGAAAAAACCGAAGACGAUAUUGAGGAAUCAUCUUCUGUAAAGCAUGUAUAUGAUUAUGGUUAA
Molecule: messenger RNA, 507 nt
Organism: Ambispora leptoticha
Lineage: Eukaryota; Fungi; Glomeromycota; Glomeromycetes; Archaeosporales; Ambisporaceae
Source: the annotation of a GenBank genome assembly